Messenger RNA from Phragmites australis (common reed), 1023 nucleotides. RefSeq names its product probable glutathione S-transferase GSTU6. The transcript has 2 exons. NCBI's taxonomy places the organism in Eukaryota, Viridiplantae, Streptophyta, Magnoliopsida, Poales, Poaceae. The coding region runs from base 181 to 918 and encodes 245 amino acids. Gene Ontology annotation, biological process: glutathione metabolic process. Gene Ontology annotation, cellular component: cytoplasm. The record is from RefSeq and is a predicted model, not a curated record. Gene Ontology annotation, molecular function: glutathione transferase activity.
CCAUUUUCACAUGUUAUGGGGAUUUUUCUGCGCACCAGAGACGACCCUUGUUCACACACCUGGGCAAGCAUCGGCGACGUGCAUAUAAGGCGCCUCCUCCGGUGACCACCGCCGCACCACACAAAGCUAAACCGAGACGACCACACGCGACCGACCGCGAGCACGGUGAGAACUAAUCCGAUGGCCGGAGUUGGGGGGGACGAGCAGCUGAGGCUUCUGGGCGCGUGGCCGAGCCCGUUCGUGCAUCGGGUGCGCGUGGCGCUGCACCUCAAGGGGCUGGAGUACGAGAACGUGGAGGAGGACCUCGCCAACAAAAGCGAGCUACUCCUCGCCUCCAACCCCGUCCACAAGAAGAUCCCCGUGCUUCUUCACGGCGGCAGGCCCGUCUGCGAGUCCCUCGUCAUCGUGCAGUACCUCGACGACGCCUUCCCCGGCGCCGGCCAAGCCAUCCUCCCCGCCGACCCCUACAACCGCGCCGUCGCCCGCUUCUGGGCCGCCUACGCCGACGACAAGUUCUUCGCCGCGUGGAUUAAGGCGUUCAAGGGGACGACGACGGAGGAGAAGGCAGCAGCGACGGCGGAGGCGAUCGCGGCGCUGGAGACGCUGGAGGGCGCGUUCAAGGAGUGCUCCGGGGGGAAGGGCUUCUUCGCCGGCGACGCGCCCGGGUACGUGGACGUCGCGCUGGGGGGCUUCAUCGGGUGGAUGCGCGCGUACCGCAAGAUGGCCGGCGUGGACCUCCUGGACGCCAGCCGGACCCCGCUCCUCGCCGCGUGGGCGGAGCGUUUCGCUGCGCUUGAAGCCGCGAGGGCGGCCAUCCCGGACGUCGACCGGAUAGCCGAGUUCGCCAAGGCGAUGCAAGCACGAUCAGCUGUAGCAGCUGCUGCUGCUGCCGCCGCCCCUGCUCCAGCGAACAACUAACCUGACAAGUGACUCUAGUGAUGCUGCGGCUACGCGAAAUAAAUGUGUGGAGAUUAAUUGGUUGCGGAUACACAUAACUUAUAUCGAUGAUUUAUUUUUGUGUGU